AUGCAAGAAGCACUUCUCUCGCAGAAUGCGAUGAACCGGAUGAAAAGCAACGAACAGCAAACCUCACCGGACCAGCAGGAUUUUCGUCACAACUCGUUGGAUGAGAGCCAAACAACGCGACCGUCAGCACCACGAAACGGAAACGGGCCGACUCCUGGACCGACACCAGUAAUUCGCGAAGAACAUGCUUUUUCGCCCAUGGUCCAGAGGAGGGAUUCGCAAGUGUUACAGGUGAAUGGCAAUCAGUACAACACUCAUCUUUCUCCUCCUUUACACACGCGACAAACUUCGUCGCGGCUACAGCCGCCGUCACCCGGUGAGGACCGCAUAGAAGCGCUCAUCAAUGCCGCGCAACACCUCGAGCCUGGAACUGAUACACCAUGGCGAUCGCCAUCGCCUAUGAUAAUGGCGCGCCCUGAUAACACCCAGAUGUCGAAUCGUAAUCCACAUGAGAGUAUGGGUCCGCCGAUUGACCCAGCAAUGGAAGCCCUGACAUUUUCGCCCGCAGCGCACGUAUCAAGCUUGGACCAGUGGGCUUUUGAACUUGUGCAGAGCAACAAUCCAGUUCCUAACCGAACCCCGGCCGAUGCUCUACAAACAUGGCUCUUCCCACUCGAGGCCGAUAUGCAAACUCCUCAUGGAUCGCAUCAUCUCGGUGUGGAUGGUUUCUUCGACCCCGAAACCUUUAGGCCGAUACCGGGAAACGAACCAAGCCCCUCUGGUAGUAGCGUAUCAAUUGCGAGUAGAGUCCCACAGACGCCUAUGAGCGAAAGAGAACGGAGAAAUUCGCGUUGGGGUCUUGAUGAAGAGUGCAGGAGCAGACUGCAGAGUGCCAUGGACAAUAUGCCGCUGCCCAACCAAUCGCGGUCCGAGUCGUACGGGGACACUGCAUCAUCCAGCGGCGAUGCUGCAGCAAGUCCGAGCGUUGAAAGCGUUCAGUUCCCACCUGCCGAGAUAUUGGACAUCGCCUUGGAGAUGUAUCUCUACUAUUUCCACCCUACACUCCCGAUCAUCCAUAUCCCGACUUUCUCGGCAAGAAACGCUCCACGACCACUGCUGCUUUACCACCCACCGCAUCGACAAAUGUGCAUCAUUGCUACCAGUCUACUAGCUCUGAAUCUGGCAUCAAUCACAGGCCGAAAGAGCCGUAUUGCUCAAGCAGAAAAGAUGUAUGGAGAGCUUAUAGGGUUUGCACAAAGUCAGGGCCUCUUCUCCGCGAACGAAGGCGUGAAGAUCGAUCCACUCUUGGAUGAAACGAUUGAUAUCGAUGCGAAAUGGAAAGCCUGGUCGAAAAUCGAAUGCACGAAACGUGUAAUCUUCGGUCUCAUAGAAGCAGAUUGCUGGUGGGCAAGCUAUCUCUCGGCAUGCCCGAUGAUCCGCCCCGAAACAGUUCAGAUGCUGCCUCCAUCCGAUUACGCACUCUACCACGUCAACAGCGCAGCGAAAUGGUUUCGUCUUGUUCAGCGUGGUGCCCGCAUUCAAGCAAACCGGAUAACGCCCUCAUUCCACCCUACUCCUGGGCUGAAGCUCGAUGCGAGUAGUUUUCGGUCGCUUCUGACGCUACUAUUGCUACGUAUUUACGAGAGUAACGACAGGCUGGCUCCCGCGACGAGCAACCAAAAGCAGCUCGAACCCUGGCGUAUUUAUAUGGAAGAUCCUCGCAGCCGGGACAUCCUGCCAUUACUAGUUAACCUGUCCAGCUCAUCUGUCGACGCACUCCGUACUGCCGACCUGAACUCCGCCGUUUUGUGGCACGCAUCAUGCAUGGUUCUUGGGGCGAACAUCCGCUAUUUCGAGCUCGCAGCCGGACGCUCUGGUCCUGAACCAGCCGUCAACGCACUGGAAGAUAUAUCUGCCUGGUCGCAAACACCCUCGGCACGACGCUCAGUGUUGCAUGCAGCGCACAUAUACAAGCUCCUCUUUGAUCGCAAAGUGAGCGACAUUGUCAAUCCUCAUAGCGUGGUCUCGCUAUUCCGCGCAGCGUUGGUACUCGGUCUAUACAUCUUCACGGUUCCACCAAUACAGAAUGGUUCCAUGAAUGACAACUGCCUUGAGCUCCUGGAUCUUGUUGAUUGGAUGUCAAUCGGCCGGCUUGGAUUCAUUGAUACCCCGCAAUCACCAGUACCCUUUGGCGAUGCAUCUCUGGUUGUCAAAUUCAUUAGGCACGGUGGACCCUUCUCGAUCACUGGUGUUACGCUUGAUGGUGGAUAUCUUGCAGCACGUCGCACAUUGUUACAUUGUGCGGAUCUGAUGGAAGGUAUGGGUCGAUGGAAGAGUAGGACGUUCAGUCAGAUAUUGCAUAUCAUGAGCGAUGAUCUCACAGACUAUGACGGGCAUGAUGAUGGUGACGAAGAGCGAGAUGGUGACGGCGAUAUGGACGAUGGGGGUCUGCAGCGGUGACGGUUGCAAUCCUCUUCUCAACAGUGCCUUUCACUCACUCAAUUGAAAGGCCUGUGGGGAAGAGGAUGAUGCUUUCGCGCCUACUAUACCCUCAUCGGUAAGUCAAGGGUUGAGCAAAGAGCAUAAGAGGGCGUUUUUGCAAAUCAAGCGAGGGUUGACUGCAUUUUCUGGAGCAUUAUUACUACGACAUGCCGUCUGAGCUCGACACGGCCAUAUAUCAACAAAAGCGUCACGAUUACCUACAAAUGUAUAAUUACAGCUCAGUCAGCAAACACCCAA
Pyrenophora tritici-repentis Pt-1C-BFP is the source of this 2679-nucleotide messenger RNA. NCBI's taxonomy places the organism in Eukaryota, Fungi, Ascomycota, Dothideomycetes, Pleosporales, Pleosporaceae. The record is from RefSeq and is a predicted model, not a curated record.